Aspergillus clavatus NRRL 1 is the source of this 426-nucleotide messenger RNA. Its product is annotated as cytidine deaminase. Lineage: Eukaryota; Fungi; Ascomycota; Eurotiomycetes; Eurotiales; Aspergillaceae. Gene Ontology annotation, cellular component: cytosol. The coding region runs from base 1 to 426 and encodes 141 amino acids. The transcript is spliced from 4 exons. The record is from RefSeq and is a predicted model, not a curated record. Gene Ontology annotation, molecular function: zinc ion binding; cytidine deaminase activity.
AUGGCAUUUAACGACCUUACGGCGCAAGAGCUGGAAAUUCUCUCGUCCAAGGCCAUUGCGGCCAAGGCCUCUGCUUAUUGUCCAUAUUCGAAGUUUCGUGUUGGAGCAUGUGUCCUCACCAAGACGGGUGAGUUCAUCAUGGGUGCCAAUGUCGAGAAUGUGUCGUAUCCUGUUGGGAUAUGUGCUGAAAGAGUGGCAUUUGGUACCGCCGUAGCUGGUGGAUAUCAAGAGUUCAAGGCGGUCGCCGUGGCCACUGAUAUCACUCCUGGCGCAUCCCCUUGUGGUAUGUGCAGACAAUUCAUGCGUGAAUUCACGUCUCCAUCAUUCCCAGUUUUCAUGUAUGACGGGCAAGGGAAUUAUGUUGUGAGAACAAUGGGUGAGGCAAGUAGUCCUUCUGACACUCCGUCUCGUUUGAUUCAAGGUUGA